GUGUGUGUGUGAUGGAGUGAAUGAGUGUGGCUUUAGCACUGGCAGCAGUGUGUGAGGUUUCAGCCGGUCGCUCACAUGUUUAACAGGUCAGUGAUGAACACACAGUGGUACGAUGAGCUCGUCUGGACCAGCGGAAGAUGGUUCAGGCUCUUCCACAGUUAGCAGUAUGCUGUUGGCUCCAGAGCAGCAGGAUCAUCCGGCCGACGUGCCCAGCGGUGAAGAGCUCAGUCUGGACCUGCUGUCGCUCGCUGUUCCCUGCUGGUAUCAGGAGCUCUGGAGCAGCCCUGAAGCCCAGCGGGACGUCCAGACCUCGUUGAAUCUCUUGGGUUCGCCACGAGCUGAUGGUGAUUGGGGUGAGCAUCAGGCUCUCCAGGCUGAUGCGUCUGCAGGAGGAGGAGAUUCGCUGGAGUGUUUGUCCAGACUGAUUCCCACACUGGAGACUCACUCUCUGCUGCACUCCGGCUCCAGCAGCCCUGUCAACUCAGAGAACAGCGCCGUCUCUUCAGGGUCAGAACACCUGGCGUCUUUUAGAGUUUCUCCUCCGUUGCCGAUGCUGCCUUUGGGACUGCGUGUGGAGGAGCUGAAACUGGGCUCAGAUGUUGGGUUGGAUCAGAAUCCGCUAAACACCUUCAUGAACGCCCCCAGUGGCCGGGCCGAGGGCUCCAUUUUCGGCCGCUGGUCCACAGGUCCCGUCUGGCCCGGCUGGGACACUGUGGGCUUGAAUAAACCCUUAUUCUGCAUCGAGAGAGAGGCAAAGCUUCAUAAACAAGCUGCAGCCGUGAAUGAAGCCUCGUACACCUGGGAGGGCAGUCUUCCUCCGCGCCACUACAAAACCCCAGUGUACUCCUGUAAAGUGUUUCUGGGAGGAGUGCCGUGGGACAUCACAGAGGCGAGUCUGCUGAGCACAUUUAGUGUAUUUGGCCCAUUGAAAGUGGAGUGGCCUGGUAAAGAUGGUAAACAUCCGCGAUGUCCUCCUCAAGGUUAUGUGUAUCUGCUGUUUGACUGGGAGAAGUCUGUGAAGUCUCUCCUGCAGGCCUGUACUCAACACUGCCUGCAGGCCGACGACUAUCUCCAGUUUUACUACAAACUCUCCAGCAGGAGGAUCCACAGCAAAGACGUGCAGGUCAUCCCGUGGGUGAUUUCAGACAGUAAUUUCAUCCGCUGUCCCUCUCAGCGUCUUUGCCGCAGUAAGACUGUGUUUGUGGGCGCUCUUCACGGGAUGCUGAACGCUGAGGGUCUGGCCCACAUCAUGGAUGAGCUCUUCGGGGGCGUCAUGUACGCAGGCAUCGACACAGACAAGCACAAGUAUCCUAUAGGUUCAGGCAGAGUGACGUUCAGGAGCCAGAGGAGUUACUUGAAAGCGGUGACUGCAGCAUUUGUGCAGAUAAAAACCUCCAAGUUUACCAAGAAGGUCCAGAUUGACCCAUAUCUGGAUGACUCCAUCUGCCAAAUAUGUAGCAGUCAGCCCGGGCCGUUCUUCUGUAGGGCUCAGGCCUGUUUUAAGUACUACUGUCGGUCAUGCUGGCAUUGGCGUCACUCUCUGGAUGUGUUGAGCAGCCAUCAGCCUCUCAUGCGCAACCAGAAGAGCCUGAACCCAACCUAAACCCCCCACGCGGGGAAGAGUCCGGACUCACUUCACUGUUUUGGGAUGUUUGUGUGAGGGAAGUUUCUGCGUUGUAUUGCACUGCUCUCAUUCUCGUUCAUCAAGCCUCUAUGCACAGUGAAGGGUUCAUCGAUGGUGACCCGUUUGCACAGUUAACUAGACAGCCAUCGCCAUGGAGAUCUGAUUUUAAUAGUCGUGUUUUUAUUUUAGAUUUGGCAUGCACAGAAUAUUAGUUUAUUAUCUCGCAGGUUUGACCCUUUGAUGCAGGCAAAUGCCAGUCGGUGCCUUUGGCUUCUCUUUAUUUUAGUAUUUAUUUAAAGGCUUUUCUACUGCUGGUUUUGGCUUUUAUGUGAACAGAUGCUUUAGUCUUUUUUUAACGCUCUAUUAAGUGGUUGAUGAGCAUCUUGACUUGUGAAAUGCUCCAGGAAGUGACAUCACAGCGGGCUGAUGCUGUUGCUUAGCGCCGUCGUCAAUCCUCCAUUACAUUGAAUACAACACUGUUAGGAUCUCUGUGGUGUACAUAGUUUUAUUUUAAUCAAAUAGCAGCUUUUAUUUUAAAUAUAGCACUAGGGAAACGUUUGCCAGUGGUUUUAAAGAUGUUUAUUUGAGCUGAUGGAGGUGGCGCCCUCGCUUUGAGUUCUUGUUUGUGUUAAUAAACACUCAUAAACCUUUGUUGAGUAUGUGCGAUACUCUGGUUUCUCACUCAAGCCGUGCCAAAGAGCUUCAUCUCUUCCUCGUUGCCUUUUUGUGGCCGCUUUUUAGGGUUUCAAAGUCUCUACCUCAUUGCUCUGCAAGUAUCGCCAUGAUUAUUUACAAUUGUUCAGAUCGGACUAAAUAAAGUUGUUGAAGCAUCAGAA
Messenger RNA from Danio aesculapii, 2460 nucleotides. RefSeq names its product cytoplasmic polyadenylation element binding protein 1a (gene cpeb1a). Gene Ontology annotation, molecular function: translation factor activity, RNA binding; mRNA regulatory element binding translation repressor activity; ribosome binding. Gene Ontology annotation, cellular component: nucleus; neuron projection; synapse. Lineage: Eukaryota; Metazoa; Chordata; Actinopteri; Cypriniformes; Danionidae. The record is from RefSeq and is a predicted model, not a curated record. Bases 113 to 1603 code for a protein of 496 amino acids. Gene Ontology annotation, biological process: negative regulation of cytoplasmic translation. The transcript has 11 exons.